CGUACAGCCGGGACUCUUUACUGCUCAAACUCACAUUAGAGAAGGGGGCGUGCAGGACAGGACGGGACUCUCACAAAUAUACGGUAACCGCAAACUGAGACCGCACAAGACUGUCAGUCCCGUCUUUUCAGAGCAAGUGUCGUGUGUGAGCGUUUGAAACCAGAAGGCGAACAUGUCGUGGCAGAGCUACGUGGAUAACCUGAUGUCGGAUGGCAGCUGCCAGGACUCCGCCAUUGUUGGGUGCAACUCGGACUCAAAAUACGUGUGGGCAGCGCAGGAGGGGGGGACGUUCAUAAACAUCACGCCAACAGAAAUCGACGUCCUAGUAGGGAAAGACCGAGAAAGUUUCUUCACCCACGGCCUGACCUUAGGUUUAAAGAAGUGCUCGGUUAUCCGGGACAGUCUCCACGUCGACAGUGACUGGACGAUGGACAUACGGACGAAGAGUCAAGGAGGAGAGCCAACAUACAACAUUACUGUCGGGAAAGCUGCCAAAGCAUUGGUUAUAGUCAUGGGCAAGGAAGGUACCCAUGGAGGGCUGCUCAACAAGAAAGCGUAUCAAAUGGCUGAAUACCUGAGGAAAUCUGGAUAUUAAGACACCCGCCCACCUAGCCGCUCAUUCCUACCAACACUAACCUUUCUAGGAGAGAUUUGCUUAAUCGUUUAUUUGUUUUCAACUCUAAUUUCUUUUUCUACCCAAACCCAUCCUUUCCCCAAUUACUUUAUAACCCCGUCCCAUAUAUGCCCAUUUAUUGUUCGUUCCCAUAUUGCUAAACAUGAUGCAUUUAAGACAAAAUGUAAGUCUCAUUUCUGCUUAUUCAUGAAACAAAAACGAACAU
This is a messenger RNA of Rhinichthys klamathensis goyatoka, 839 nucleotides long. It is a transcript of the gene pfn2b, whose product is annotated as profilin 2b. The transcript is spliced from 4 exons. The coding region runs from base 173 to 595 and encodes 140 amino acids. Gene Ontology annotation, biological process: actin cytoskeleton organization; regulation of actin filament polymerization; positive regulation of actin filament bundle assembly. Gene Ontology annotation, molecular function: actin binding. Gene Ontology annotation, cellular component: cytoplasm. Lineage: Eukaryota; Metazoa; Chordata; Actinopteri; Cypriniformes; Leuciscidae. The record is from RefSeq and is a predicted model, not a curated record.